UUAAAAAAAAAAGGUAUGUCCAGGUAAAACUAUAGCAUUAACCUUUCUGAGCCUUCAUGAACAUUUAUUAGGUACAAUCAUUAUAAGAAAUAUAAUAGUUCAAUAAUUUCUUGAAAAUAUAAUAGAUUUUUGGCUGUUUCUUUAACACUUCACACUCUAUUUACCUAAUUAUACUCUAUCUCUAAACAAUUACAAUUAUCUAUAGAUAAUAUAUAAAUGUAUUAAAUAUGAAAAUAAAUGAUAAAUGGGGGGUGAAAGAAAGAAAUAAACCCCUUUUAAGGAUCCAUCGAUUCCUUCUGAUAUCAAUUAGUUAGCUCUGCCUGCCAUCCAGACUGUGCAGUCGAGCACAGAGUGCAGUUUCUGUAGACGUGGUAUCGGCGACUGUUAUCAGUUUGGGUGGAAAAUCUCCAGAUAUUCAUGAGUAAAAGUGAUCUAAAAUACUGCUAUUAAAAGCGAGAAGUCAUGCUGGACUUUGCCAUCUUUGCUGUUACGUUUGUCAUCAUUUUGGUCGGCGCUGUUCUUUAUUUGUAUCCGUCCUCCAGAAGGGCCUCUGGCAUCCCGGGUCUCAAUCCUACAGAUGAGAAGGAUGGGAACCUGCAGGACAUUGUGAACAAAGGCAGUCUGCAUGAGUUCCUCGUCAGUCUACAUGAGGAGUUCGGGUCUGUGGCGUCGUUCUGGUUCGGCGGCCGGCCGGUGGUCAGCCUGGGCUCUGUGCAGCAGCUACGGCAACACAUCAACCCCAACCACAGCACUGACUCCUUUGAGACGAUGCUGAAGUCGUUGCUAGGUUACCAGUCAGGGAUGGGGGGUGGGGCCACCGAAACCGUAAUAAGGAAAAAAGUGUAUGAGAGUGCCAUUAACAACACGCUGAAGAACAACUUCCCUCUUGUGCUCAAGCUGGUAGAGGAGCUGGUGGGGAAGUGGAAGUCAUUCCCAGAGGCUCAACACACGCCGCUGUGUGGCCACCUUUUAGGUCUGGCCAUGAAGACUGUCACCCAGCUGGCUCUGGGUGAGCGCUUCAGAGACGACACUGAGGUCAUUUCCUUCCGCAAGAACCACGAGGCGAUCUGGUCAGAAAUCGGGAAAGGCUACUUGGACGGUUCCCUGGAGAAGAGCUCCAGCAGGAAAGGACAUUAUGAGAAGGCUUUGUCAGAGAUGGAAUCUGUGCUGCUGUCAGUGGCGAAGGAGAGAAAAGCCCAGAGGAAGCAGACGGUGUUUGUGGACGCUCUGCUUCAGUCCAACCUCACAGAACGACAGAUCAUGGAGGACUGUAUGGUUUUCACUUUGGCCGGAUGCGUCAUCACUGCCAACUUGUGUAUCUGGGCACUUUACUUCCUGUCCACUUCGGAGGAAGUUCAGGACAAACUGUAUCAGGAGCUGGAUGAGGUUUUGGGUUCGGAUCCAAUUUCCUUAGACAAGAUCCCUCAGCUCAGAUACUGCCAGCAGGUCCUCAAUGAGACAGUGAGGACUGCCAAGCUGACCCCUGUCGCGGCUCGACUUCAGGAAAUGGAGGGCAAAGUCGAUCAACACGUCAUCCCUAAAGAGACUUUGGUCAUCUACGCUUUGGGAGUGGUCCUGCAAGAUUCUGACACCUGGAGCACCCCAUACAGGUUUGACCCGGAUCGAUUUGAGGAGGAAUCAGUCAGGAAGAGCUUCUGUCUGCUUGGAUUCUCAGGGAAUCAAACAUGCCCAGAGCUCAGGUUCGCCUACACUGUAGCUACUGUCCUGCUCAGCACAUUGGUGCGGCAGCUGAAACUUCACCAGUUGAAGGGACAGGUCAAGGAGGUCCGAUCUGAGCUGGUAUCCACACCUAAGGACGAAACCUGGAUCACCGUCAGCAGAAGGAGCUAGAAUUAGUCUUUAAAAAAAAACCCUGAAGGCAGAAGAGCUGAAGUUUUUUUUUUCAACCAAUAACUCCUGUGUCAUUAUGGAAUUUGACACUUUUUGGUAUUGAACAGGAUUUGUAUGAUUCUUUAAGGCACUUGUUGUUGUAAAGAGCAUUUUGCCAACUUUUUAUGCACAGUCAUUGUGUUUUUUUUGCAUAGAAGUUGCACCACCACAAGUUCCCAUGGUUGUCUUUCUGGUGCUUUUUACUGUACGGUAAUCUGAGGCCUUAAACACAUCAUUACCUUGUCUGUCCACAGGUCAGAUUUGUACUUGUUGAAGGACUCCAUCUGUUAAAGGAGGGAAACACAGUGGUUUAAUACUCUACCAUGUAUAGGAAAACUUGUACUGCCAACCACUUUUUGAUAAUUCCUAGUACAACUGCUUUGAGGUAAAAUUCCCAGUGACUUGUGGCUUUGUCUAUUGAUAAAUAACCCACAUUGCAUGUAGACAUUUCAUUCCUUUUCUAAACACAGUUGCAUCUUACAUAAUAUUAAAUAUGUAUGAGGA
Messenger RNA from Morone saxatilis (striped sea-bass), 2394 nucleotides. It is a transcript of the gene cyp20a1, whose product is annotated as cytochrome P450 20A1. The record is from RefSeq and is a predicted model, not a curated record. Gene Ontology annotation, cellular component: membrane. Gene Ontology annotation, molecular function: heme binding; iron ion binding; monooxygenase activity. NCBI's taxonomy places the organism in Eukaryota, Metazoa, Chordata, Actinopteri, Moronidae.